UAAAAUUAUAACCGUGCUGCUUGUAAACCGGAACUUUGUAUUGUGUCUAUUGACUCUAGUUACAGUAUCAAGGAGAAGAGACAAAUAUUUGUUGUGUUCUUCCACCACUAUGGCGAAUGUGCGUAUGCGAAUGGUCAGAGGCGGGGAUUGCGCGGGAGGUUUGAGCGUAGUGAGCGGGACGGAGCCGGCGGCAGAGGGGAACCCGGAGCUGGGGAUGAGCUCUGGGGAGAGGGCGGUAAUAACCGAGCACUAUGGACAGACCCUCCAGGAAUAAAAAAUCAGUGGACUAUUCACAGUUUUUAGACUUGGAUGAUGAUGACAAGGAUUUUGCUUCUUCUCCCCCUGUAAGUAAAAAGGCGCGACUGGAGACCAAGAAAGAGAAAAAGGAAAAACCAAUAAAGAAAAUUCACAAAGAAGAGGUUCAUUCGGCGCCAAAGGAUUCCCCGAAAAACAGGUUGCCGUUGGAUGAUAAACUGUACCAGAGGGAUUUAGAAGUCGCUUUAGCGCUAUCGGUGAAGGAGACUUCUGUUAUCAUAGAAAAUGAUGAGAAUGUUCCCAGAAACGAAGCUCCACAGGACACAUAUACGUGUAUUAAGGAUAAUGACUUGUCAGAAGUGUCUUUCUCAAACUGCAGCGUUAACAGCAGCACUCUAGGUCUAGAUGAGAUCACAGAUGGCAAUGAAGACUCGAGUAGAGGCAGAGAUCGCAGGCAAGCGGCAUCUAAGGCCAUCACAGAGCAGAGAAAACUCCUGAAAGAAGAAAGCGGGGAUGAAGAGGAGGAGGAGGAGUUCCGUCCUGAUACAGUAGAGGAUGAGGACUCUGAGAGUGAAGCAAGUUUAAGCGAUGAAGAUGAUGAAUUAGAUUUUUUAACUUCAAAGAAACCAUCAAUUAAUAAAGUUGUUAAAGAAAAGCCAAAAAGUGGAAAAAAGGAGAAAAAUAACUCAAAAGCACAGAAAGCCGCAAAAGAACCUGCUACUCCUGUGACCAUCAAAAUAAAACCAAUGCCAGCAAAGAAGGCACCAGUCAGCUCGCCUGCUACUUCCAAACCACCGUCUUCACACAGUAGCCCCCCGGUGGGCAUGAACAGAACAGCAUGGACGCCUCCGGCUUCAUCUGGCGCAGGCAGGAGUCCUCUGACAGGAAUCACUAUCAGGUCUCCUAAUCAAGGUCUGCGUCUCGGCCUGUCCAGAUUGGCGAGGGUGAAGCCAUUACAUCCAACCACUGCUCUGCACUGAACCCUCUGAUGUAUAGAACGGUCCCAGUAUAUGGCUCCAGUCACAUUACACAGCAGUCUUAUGGAGACUGGUGAGCGAGGACUCAUGGGGAUCCACCAUUGGUAUCUCAUCAGCCAACAGUGGACAUCUGUCCUUUACCAUAGAAGCAACUUCCCUCCUGAUGUUUACUGCUAAAAAUAAUUAUGUCCAGAGAUAUUUUGUACAAAUGUAAAAUUUUAUAUAAUCCAUCCGUAAAACUGGUCAGUAUUGUCCAGCUCUCUCAAGUUUUCACAGUCUUAAAGG
Messenger RNA from Hyla sarda, 1517 nucleotides. RefSeq names its product RAD51 associated protein 1 (gene RAD51AP1). Gene Ontology annotation, biological process: double-strand break repair via homologous recombination; interstrand cross-link repair. NCBI's taxonomy places the organism in Eukaryota, Metazoa, Chordata, Amphibia, Anura, Hylidae. The record is from RefSeq and is a predicted model, not a curated record. The transcript is spliced from 9 exons. Gene Ontology annotation, molecular function: double-stranded DNA binding; single-stranded DNA binding. The coding region runs from base 252 to 1235 and encodes 327 amino acids.